Molecule: messenger RNA, 2984 nt
Organism: Gigantopelta aegis
Lineage: Eukaryota; Metazoa; Mollusca; Gastropoda; Neomphalida; Peltospiridae
Product: mesoderm-specific transcript homolog protein-like
Exons: 11
Coding region: 461-1441 (326 amino acids)
Molecular function (GO): catalytic activity
Source: RefSeq, a predicted model, not a curated record
CACUCAACAACACAGACCCUAGUGCAAGACUCGCAAGAGGGCGGAUUCAGUGGUAUGGAACAAAAUGGCUGCCCUCAUUAUAUACGGUAGCCGUUACAUUAACUACACCGUUUUAAUAAUUAAAUGUAUCAAUUAUAUAUGUUUAUAUUAAACAAUAAUGUGCAUUAAAUAUAGUUAAAUAUGCAUACCAGUCCAAAAACCUUGCAUAAUCAUUCCUUUAAGUGAAUUUUAAAAGAACCACACACUUUCUACGUUCGUUUCAGACUACACUGCCCCCCCCCUCCAAAAAAAAAAAAAAGUUUAAAAAAAAAAAUAAAAUAAUAAUAAUACAAAUUUAAUAAUAAAAAUAAAAAAUUAAAAGAAGAAUUUCCCUCUCCACAACCCCGUCACACAAUACAGCAUAUUUCAAAUCAAGGAAAUAUAACUUUCUAUUUCAGAUGAUGAUCAUUAAACAAGACAGAUGACUCCGUUCUAUGUCAUUGCCUUCCUGGCUCUGGUUUUGAGUUUUUUCAUCUACUACCCGUCUCCUGAUCUGUCUGAAAGACUGUUGUCUUGGAAACGGAAAGGCCAAACGAUACGAUAUAACCAGAUGGAUGUAUUUUUUAUUGAUGAGCCUGGAACGGGUAGUUAUGGAACAGUGUUUUGUCUCCAUGGAUUCCCAACCAGUAGUCAUGACUGGAUUAAGGUGUUGGAUGGGCUCAAGGAACAGUUUUCCAGGGUGGUACUUCUGGAUUUCCUUGGACAUGGAUUCAGUGAAAAACCGACUCCCUAUGUGUAUUCUAUCUUUGAGCAAGCCACCAUUGUCGAGGUCCUGGCAAAGAAACUCGGAGUUUCCAGAGCUCAUUUGUUGUCACAUGACUAUGGCGAUACGGUUGCAUUGGAGUUGUUAGCCAGGUAUAACAAGAAAAGAAGAAACAGUGAGCUUCAGCUUCAGACUCUGUGUUUGCUUAAUGGAGGUCUUUUUCCUGGUAAAUAUCACCCUCGGCGUAUACAAAAACUUCUACUGAUUCCGGUCAUUGGUUCCAUUGCGACUAGACUUACCUUCUUCCAGCUGUUCAAGUUUUCAUUUGCUGAGAUAUUCGGGGAUAAUAAGCCUUCUCAUGAAGAAAUGCAAGAUUUUUAUGCCGCAGUGACAUACAAGAGUGGCCAUAUUGCAAUGCCAGAAAUUCUUCACUAUAUUCAAGAGAGGGCUGAAAAUGAAAAUCGAUGGGUUGGAGCACUUAAAGAAUCAGCUAUUCCAGUGUUGAUGAUAUACGGCCCUGCUGAUCCAGUCAAUCCACCUCCAUUUCAAGAUUACUUCCGGAGGAUAGCUCCGCGACAUGGAAUUGUUGUUCUUGAAGAUCGCGUGGGCCAUUAUCCCCAGUGGGAAGCUCCUAACACACUGACAAAGCACUACAACCAGUUUGUUUCAAAACAAAAUACAGUAACGCCAGAUGUUUGACGACAGAAUCCGCAUUUACUCGCUCGUCAAAUAUCUCAGGAACCAUAUAUAGACCUUAUGCUUGAUUGCAAGGUUGUUGAACUAUUGAAAGUCACAAUGAUUGGAUAUUGAAUGUUCAUUUCAUAUAUCGUUUCCAUGCAAGUGUGCAGGAAUUUCAGCAGUUGAGGGGGAAGGGCCUAGACUGGCGAGAUAGGUAGGUUUUGUUUUGUUUUUUAGGGGGGGGGGGGGGGGGGGAGAGAAAGUUUGCUUGAGCAGUGAGGGGUUUCGACCCCAGAAACCUUCCCCCUGUACACGCGCAGGUGUUUUAUAUGUUGAGCAAAAUAAAUUAUAUACUAAAUUAGUAUAUUCCGGCGUAAUAGCCUACUAUAGCCAAUGACAAACGAAAAUUGUUUUAUGAAGGACAUGAAGUAUGCUGUUAUAUAAUUUUGGGGAAAAGAGGCAUGUUUAUUUGAUGAAACUCGGAUAAAAUUACAAAAUCAUGAUUCGUCAGACCAUUCCCAGUAUUCUGAGUAAACAAUUAACUCCAUUACAGACUAGAAUGUUUAGGCUAUCAAAUCGCUACAACCAUCCUUAUAACACCCCCACACCCCACCCACACAAACAAAUAAUGUUAUUGGAGCAAAAUUAGCAAAUUAAAGGAAGUAUGUCAAAGUUCUAACAAGUCACUGACCAAGGAUAAUAAUCUCUGGUUGUAGCUGGGUAGAAGGUUAAUGUAUGCCCUGGAAUUGUUAUUUGCUGGUUGAAAACGUCAUAGAAAAGAAAAGGUGACUGGUCUGUGGUCAGCUCGUGCAACUGCUUAUAAGUGAACACAUGGGCGUAUGGGGACUCUUUGAUUUAGGGGGGCUGGAGGGGUUGAUUUGCCCGAAAUUUUACCCAGAUAAAAAGUGCCCGAAUUUUUCCCACUGUUUUCCCCGGGUCGUAUGCCCAUGAGUGAACAUAACCAAUUAUAAAUAAAUCCAGUUACCAGGUCACUGGGUAAUUUAAGUAGGCUACAAAUGUCAGGCGUAGAUCGAGGAUUUUUAAAUAGAGGGAGUCCAAAAACCGUUGUUGUUGUUGUUAAAAAUAGAAUUUAAAGGUCCUCAACAGGUGGACGGGAUAAGUUUGCAUUUUUUAGUAUACUGUAAUAUAUAAUGUUUUACCAAAAAUAGGGAUGACUGAGCCCCUUAGGCACCCGCCUAAGUCUGUGCCUGCAUGUUGGUAAACCAGUCUCGGCCUGUUUGUAUGUGUGUCUAUCUGUCUGUAUCUCUAUCUGUCUCUGUCUCUCUUUCUACCCCCCUCUCUAUACCCCCCUCUAUAUACCCCCCUCUCUCUGCGUAUGUAUGUGUGUGUGUGUGUGUAUGUAUAUGUGUAUAUAUAUUCUUCCUGCCCUCCAAUGGCAAGGGGCUUGAUCAAUACAUAUAUUAUUAAUUGUAACCUUGGCAAAUCUAUUAUGAGAAAUUAAUUGUUAUUAUUAUGAAUUUAAAUAAUUUAAUGACAUGUAUUGAUUAAUGUAUAUACUGUUCAUUUGUUGUUUUGAUACUUAUUAAUAAAUAUUUUUAAAAUA